This is a messenger RNA of Mesorhabditis spiculigera, 816 nucleotides long. The record is from the annotation of a GenBank genome assembly. Lineage: Eukaryota; Metazoa; Nematoda; Chromadorea; Rhabditida; Rhabditidae.
AUGAUCAACACCAUCCCCAAAAAUCAUGCGACGCGCGUGACGGCCGUUUUUGAAACGUGGGCCCCGCACUGCGACGAGCACAUCUUCAUGACCACGGCGCGCGUGUUGGAGAAGAAGGCGACGGCUGCCAAGAGGGGCCAGAAGCGCGUGAAGAAGCCGACGUUUUGGGUCUACGAUUUUAGCCAUCUGGGCAAUCGAACGAAACCUCACGACAGUAAGGAAUGGCUGUGGGACCGGAUGCGAGCUGCCUUCAAACGGGUACAUCAAGAGAAAUUGAACGAUUUCGACUGGUUCCUGAAGGCCGAUGACGACACAUUUGUCAUCGUCGAGAAUCUCAAGGAGUUUUUGACGCGGCUGGACCCGGAUAUUCCGUAUUUUGUACUACAGCGGCAUUGGUUGCUGGAGGAUGGGCGGGACCCGAAUCAAAUCUACGGAAGCGGUGGGGCUGGCUAUAUUCUGUCGAGAGCCGCCGUGAAGAAGUUCAUCGAAAUCAUGCCAAAAGCAUCUGAAUGUCGUCAGGGCAGCUACAAGCACGAGGAUACGGAGAUCGGCGAGUGCCUCCGGAAUGCCAACGUCACCUUUAUCGACGCGGCCGACCCGUCUGGCAGGCAUAGCAUGCUGCCCAUCAAUUUUGGGCAUCUACUCUCGCCGCUCGACGGGCAUGGGGUCGCCUGGGCCCAGGAGACGUCAAUAUUACCCCUGGAUAAGGGCCCCACGUGCUGCUCGCCGACGUUGAUCUCGACCCACUACGUGACCCCGGACCAGAUGUACGCAUACUACUUCUUCGUCUACAAACUACAACUCGCCCAGCGGCCA